Molecule: messenger RNA, 9356 nt
Organism: Oreochromis aureus
Lineage: Eukaryota; Metazoa; Chordata; Actinopteri; Cichliformes; Cichlidae
Gene: tnfsf10l
Product: TNF superfamily member 10, like
Exons: 7
Coding region: 300-1298 (332 amino acids)
Biological process (GO): immune response
Cellular component (GO): membrane
Molecular function (GO): tumor necrosis factor receptor binding
Source: RefSeq, a predicted model, not a curated record
AACCAGCCCCUCUCUGCUGUGCUCUCUGCCUCCUUUUGCGGCUCCAGCCCCGCUUUAAACGGCAGCUGAGCGCUCAGCGGACAUGGACACAUCCGAACUUUAACUUUCAAGUCUUUCUCCUCUCUUGCCCGCGCUCCUCUCCUCUCUUGUCCUCCCCUUCCCUCUCCCGCUGAGCUGAGCUCCGAGUGAGAAGCUGCGCUGGCAGCUGCCGUCUCAUGGAAAUCUAAUUUUGCUCUAAUUUUCGGUCAGUCGCUCAGGUCUGUGGAGGCUAUUGUCGUUUCGCUGCUCCCUUGGUUUUAAUGGUUCACUCAUGCGUCGGGAAUGCCAUGGCCACUCCGAGCGCACAGCAACAGGAUUAUUUCAGAUCGGUGAGCAGCGAAUCAACCACCUACAUGAUGGUCCCGGCAGGCGGGCCGAACGCGGCAGCGCGCCGGGAGACGCCGUCCAAGAUGUGGGUGGCUAUGGUGGUGAUAGUGGUGGUGGUGUUGCAGAUUGCUUCGACCACGGGACUCUUUGUCUACCUGAAUAUGUCGAUAUCACAGGUGCGUAGCCAGGGAGUGACAGAGGAGUUAAAAUGCCUGAGUUUACUAAAUGCUCUGGAUAAGGACCAGGACAUCCCAGAUCAGCUGGCCCAGCUCUUCGGCGAACCCUGCAUCAAACUGGCCGAAGGCAUCAAAGCUUACAUCUCCAAGGUGGCAGAUAGCAUCAUCUCAAAGCGCAUCUUCACUGAGGCGAGAACCAUGCCUCACAAUUUCAACAACUCGGGGUCAAAGUUUAUGAGCCCCGUGACCCAGAGGCCGUCUGCCCACUUGACCCUCAGAGACGCCAGUUCUCAAGGGUUUUCUUCCUCCCUGAGCAUCAUGCCAGGUCUUCAUCAGUCCUGCCGCCAUUUAGUCCGCUCAUGGGCCAAUCAGAGCCUAGGAGCUCACCUGCACAACAUGACCCUGUCUAAUGGGAAGCUCCGAGUGCCCCAAGAUGGGAGGUACUAUCUGUACUCACAGGUGUAUUUCCGUUAUCCAUCCCCAUCUGCAAAUGAGGGGGACCAGCGCAGCGUCAGCCACCAACUGGUGCAGUGCGUCUACAAGAAAACUUCCUACCCAAGCCCCAUACAGCUUCUGAAAGGUGUGGGAACCAAAUGCUGGGCUCCGGACGCUGAGUACGCCCUACACUCCGUUUACCAGGGAGGACUGUUCGAACUGAGGGCCGGUGACGAGAUCUUCGUCUCUGUCUCUUCCCCCACCAUGGUAAAUGCAGAAGAAUCUGCAAGCUACUUUGGCGCCUUCCGUCUGGACCUCUGAGAGGAAAGGAUUGGAGAAAAAAAAAGAAGCGAUGGGACAAUGGAUGGAUAAACAGAUGGGCUGGAGAGCUUGGGGCCUUUUGAAUAUCCACUGAUUGGGGGAAAAUGGUCCUAUAGACAGAAGAGGGAGAUGGAGGUCUGGAUCUUCAGUGUUUGCUUGGGCAGAUGCACUGAAGGAUGGAAGAACUGGGGUUUGAAAGAUCUACGUGAGUAAAGAAUGCUGCAAGAGCGCAGUGGAUUUGCCUUUCCAAUCUCUCGAUCAAGAGAAACCAAGACUUCAAGAUAAAAGACGUGCAAUUAUGAAAAAUAAAUAAAUGUGAGGACUUUGAUUUACAGUUGAUUCUUAAGGGGGAAUUUGCCACAGGAAAAAAAUAAAAUCACAACCUUCCAGAUAGAUGAAGUUCAGAAAUUAGUCCACCUUGUUAUCUAGAUCUCAACAUAACGCAACCCUGCAUGUGUGAAAAUGUCUUUGACCUUUUUAUGGGGAAAAAUUAAACCCUUGGAUUUGGAUUUGAAGAAUUUAUACAGAAUAAAAACUUUAGUCUCUACAUCAAAGAUGCGAGUAAAGACUGAACGGCUGCAGAAGAAAAUGAAACAAUCAAACCAAAGCAAAAACUUUUUUUUUAAGUGUGCGAUGGGAGUUCUGUACAUAUGUAUGGCUGAGAAUGAGAUUUACACAAUGGACUGUGGUGAUUUUAAAAGUAAUUCAUUUUUAUUUUACCUUUGACUGGACUUAAAACCACUUGGGGAAUCUAAAGACUUCCUACUUGCGAAACACUAAAACUGUGGAUUUUAUGUAAAGACUUUUAGUGGAGGAAGAAGAUUGCCUCUGUGACAAACUGUAGAAAGAGCCAAGAGCUUUGUGAAGAGGAGUCUGCAAGCCAAGAAGAAGUGAAAACAAGGAGGGAGAAAUCUUGUAAACGCCAAUAAGAAUUAGCCCGGCACUGAAAGAUUAAAGGAGCGAUGCUGUGGGUAGUAUGCAGCCUGACCACUCUGCCUGGUUGAUGUCUCUUCUUUCUCUUUCCCUUUAUUCCUUCUCUCAUCUUUUCAUGUUAACUAUUUUAUCUAUCUUGUCCAACCUGUGAAGCUGCAUUAUAUUUGAGUUCAUGGAGCAGUUAUGCAACCAACCACAAAGCAACAAUGUGAGAAGAAGAUGACAGAAACACAUGCAAAUAGUCUAGUUUCACAAUCACAGAGAGCAUGGAUUAAAGUGACAUUUAGGGUGGGUUACAUGGAGUUGUUGUUUUCACUGCAAUGAUCAUUGGUUCCUUAACAUAAAAAUCUCAUUUUGGAUACAUGGAGUUAACAUAGUUAUUGGUGUAUCGCAUUAUCUUUGCAGGGUAGUAGCUCAACUUGAACAUGGCAAAAUGUGCACUUACCUAAAACGACUGCAGCAUUUAGUUAAUGGACUGGUUCUUAUAUAGUGCUUGUCUACUCUGAGCACUCAAAGGGCUUUAUACCGCUUGCCUCAUGCACCCAUUCACACCUAUUCACACAAGCACAUUUUUCUAUGCUUUCUUUCACUGUAAUUGUUGCUCUAGCUUCUGCAUUUGGGGAAAAUAUAAAACCCGUCAAGUCUCAACACCAAAAAAAUGCAUGAGUUAAAAAAAGAAAAAGAAAAUUCUAGUAUCUAGCACACAAAAGGUAGAGAUCCCUGGGAGGGUUGCAUCAGGAAGGGCAUCCAGCCUAAAAAUCUGUGCCAAAUCAAAAAAUGUGGAUGCAUCCGCUGUGGCGACCCCUUGUAAAGCCAAUAAAAGUUUUCUCGGUGCUAGCUAGAAUGGAACAUAUCGUCCUCCUACUUGCUGAAAAAUGAUUGGUGAUCCUGCCCUUAAGCUAGGUAACCCAGCUUUCCAUGCUAAACAUUUUAACCACCUUCUGGACACUCAGAAUGCAAAAAAUCCAUACCUUCAGCAAGAACAUGGGUUUAGCAGAAAAACCCAAAGGAACAUUUUGAUAGUUUGAACAGCAGUCACCCACUGGUUUGUGGACAUUCUUAAGCUUUGAGUUUAGCAUUGUGAUGGUCGGUAUCUUCAGCUUGCAUCUGGGAACAUCUGGGAGACUGUUUACUGAGGUCGGACGUCAUGGGAGAAGCGGGAUAAUUUUCCUGCUGACUUCUACAUGAUCACACCUGUUUCUGCAACAAGAGAUUUGCCCCCUGCUGGUUAUGAGAAGGACUACAACUGUAAAGCAUUUGGACUGGCAGAAAGGCUGGUUAAGCAGUCUGUGCCCAGGUUAAGGGAAGAUAAACAAUACUUUUAUUAUGCAACCACAGCUAUGUUAUUAUUGUAGACUUCAGCGACAGUGAAAGAAAUAGGGUAUGGAAACCAAUUUAAUGCAUCGGUGCUGAAACUGUUUAUUCAGAAACACAAACAGCUGACUAAAAUUGGCUGACAGUCACUUAGUAACACUGGUGGAUACACAUAACAAUUGCAAACAUUAUGAGCAGUUCAGAAACUGUAUUCUCAAACACACUCAGAUGCUACAAAUCUGAAACACAGGAUCCCACACCAAGUCAAGCGAACACAGACCCAAGAUUUGGAACGAGUGAGAGGAUAUUUGCAGACAUAAACCAUGCACCGCCUAGCACAGACACAACCCCUACAUGCUUUUUUUCUCUGUAUGCGCAUAAAAAAGUACACACAUCACCUCACACUACAUCCAGGCUAGCCUGCGCUAUGCAGACACACACAUCAUCCAAUGUCACAUCCAGCGUGAAGACAUAUGCCCUGAUUAAUCUGGGCUGUCUAGCCUCCCUGUGCCAUCUGGUAAUUGUCAGUGAUCUGGCAUAGAGCGAGGGUGCGCACACAAGAAUAUAUGUUUGUUAAAAGGGCUUGGUUCACAUAGACCAUUCAGAAAACGGGGUAAAAAAAAAAAUGUCUUUCACGUGUGUUUAUUUGCGAAUGUGACCUUAAGUUUGCUUUGUACACUUUGUACACUCAAGCACAUAUUUGAUACGGUAACAUCCAGACUAAGCCCCUCCUUCCCAUACAGCACAGGACAUCGUUGUAUGCAUACCCUGAAGAAGGCUAUGUUAUAAUGUAGUUUUGUCAGGCAUGCUAUGAAACACAGCAACAGAGCUGGUUUAUUUUUCUGCUCAAAUCACAAAAUUAAAGGUAAAUCUCAUAUUGCAUUAAAAUUACUGUUUGAAGCUUCAUUUUUGCUGGGUGGCACACACCUGCACAUGCUUCUUAUGCUCUAACGCUUCCUGUAUGAAGUCAAGUUAUAUUCCAGUUAAAAUAAUAUAUGGUAACUUCAACAAUUAGGUCAGCCAUUAACCAAGAUUUUGGCAUUAUCUGGGUUUGAUGUGGAAAGAUAUUUGUGGUAAAGCUAAAAUUUUACUUUCUGCCAACUAAACUGUCAACCAGACAGGCCUAGAGACCAGUCAGAAACACCCUGACAACUCGGUGGCUAGAGAGUGCUGCACAAAAACCUGUGUGAUUGCUUUGGUUGCUAGCAGAUUACUGAAGUUGCCGAUAAUUUGCAGGAAAGUUGCAGAAAUAUCUGCAAACAUGUUCCAAUUACUGGCCAAGCCUUAGUAAAACUUAAAAAUAUAUGAUUCAAACCAGAAAUGUAGAAAGUUAACUAAGUAAAUGUUGUGCUUUGCUGCUAUAACCAAUGUGUUUCAAAAGAUGCAUCUUUUACUUUGACGGAGAACUGUCUUUGUGUUGUACUUUCCUUAAUUACAUUGCCUUUUGGUGACUAUUUGGCGAAGGUUUGCAGACAAGUCAGUGUCUCCCGUGCAGCAGCAGCAAUCUGCUAACAAGGUUUUUAGUGCAACACCUUCUUGGUAGCCAGUUUCACAUAGUGACUACCAGGAACCUCCAUGAACCACUCAAUAACAUACUGGGGAUUUCACAUUUUUACUUGUUGCUGCCACAGCGGUCAUUCUCUAGGCCUGUAUGACUGGGGUGUAGCUAGCUAUAGCUAGUAGAUAAUUAGCUUAGAUUAGCCUAGGUAUGGGAAACAGCAGAACUGAUAAGAAGCUGCAUUGAAACUUUUCAAAUGUUUAAUAGUAGCAGCUUAAUAAAAUCACAGUAUAGAAGACAGGCUAUUUGUGAGAAAUUAGUGAGCAUUGGGAAAAGUCGUGGUCCAUGUUUAUUUUUUGUGCUAUGCUAACUUGGGUUUUACAAUUGUCAGGCAAAAACAAUGUUAAAAAUUGGCUCCAGGUUUAACAGAAAGGAUUAUAAAAUAACAUAUUUCAGCAUUUAGCUUUGUUGGGGUCGCUGUGCAUAGUGAUUUAAAAUGUUUCAGCAGUUAUAUUAAUAUUUACCAUUUAGGUUCCCCUCUAAAGGGUCAAAAGAUGAUAACUGAGAAGUUUAUGCCAUGUAAAGUCACUUUUCCAUCCAUAAAUUAUUGUCCUCUGAGAUGUAUUCAUUAUGCUGAAGCCAAAGACUUCAGAGAUCCAUAUGUUGCAAGUAAUUGAACAGUUGUUCUGUUAUGAUUUGAUUCACAGAUCAUUUCAUUACAUUUCUGUGUACACACUCGUUACUCCUGCUGGUUGGUUAAUUAAAUUUCUGAAGCUAAAAUGUUUUUCAUGUGUAGUACCCUGCAGAGUGAGUGUGUUCGUCUCUCCGCACUUCACUUUCUGUUAGAUAAUGUAUAAAUAAGGACACAUGCUGGUUUAGUUUAUCAUUUAAAAAACAUAAAAACCAUGAGCUUGUCAGCACACUGUGGGGUAAUGUCACAACAAAUCAUCCAAGUAACGCAAAACAUCUACAUCAGAUGGUGUUUGGUUGGGGCGAAAUAAAUCCAAGUCAUUGGAUUUUACUAGGCAGAUGAGCAACAAUAGUCGGUCCUAAACUCAGAGUACAUCACUGGAUCCAUAAAAAAAGCUUUCCCCAAACUACUCAAGGUUAUCACAGAAAUAUUAACUAACACGAUAGUCAUGUAAAACAGUGACAAAAUGUUAGGACUUGAAAUGAAUCAAAGACUAGGUGUUGCCACUGUCUGGUCUUGUGGUUGUGGUCACUCUUUUAUGUGUUGGACAUAAGAUGGACAUAACGUUCAUGUGCCUUAAACCUACAUUUUUACUAAUGUCCAGCAGGGGGCGACUCUUGCGGUUGCAAAAAGAAGUCAGAUUGUAUGGAGGCCAAUGAGCAAAAAGUCUAACUUUUUAACUUAUCUGCAGCCACUCUAAACACAUUCCUGAUGUGUUUAUGGUCUCAAUUACGACUUCUAAGCCUUACUAAAUACAACAUGGUUGCUAUUUUGGUGAAUAUUGGCAGGAUUGAAAGUAUAGUGCAGGAGAAAGCAAGAGCAUAAAGUUCAAAUUAAUGAGGCGACUUAAAGUAAAACCAAAGUUUAUCAUAUGUAAAUGCUACUCACCAAGCAGAUGGUAAUUAGAAGGGUCGUAUUGUGAGAUAGGAAGAGAAGAUAUAUAUGUGUGGUCUGCUGACAAUCCAACACGUGUUUAGUUAAAUCUGUUGCAUUGUGAAAGAUAAAACAUCACCAUCCCGCGAUGUUUACCUUUGCAGUUCAGUUCUUAUUAUUGAGCAAGGCCUGUUUUUGAUGUGUUUUGGUAAAAUAUUGCUUUUAGUUUGAAAUCAGAUCUUGUCUGUUUUUCUGUGUGUGUAUGUGUGUGUGUGUGUGUGUGUGUGUGUGUGUGUGUGUGUGUGUGUGUGUGUGUGUGUGUGUGUGUGUGUGAGUGGUUACGCACAAAAAUGCACAAAAGUGGUUUUGGACAACAGUUGAAAGCAUUGCUCUUGAAACUGCCAGACCACGAGUCAGACAAAUUGUCCAUCUCUUGCUCUCUACAAGACCUGGAAAGAGAAACUAAGCCAUCACCGUGGGGCACUCGAAAAUCUAGACCUCAUGUAAGUCAGCGUUGAGAUCUUUUCCAGCUAUGCUCUGUUUCGAGCUCCCAUCCAAGAUUCAUGCUGUGUUUAUAUUUUGCAAGCAGCGUGGCGUGCUGAACAUAGAUAUAUAUUUUCAAGGGGAGGGCUUCACGAGUCCAGUUUCACUUUGACAGACUGGGUGUCCAAACACAACAGCUUCUCCAGUCUUGGCUUUACACAGGGUGGGGAAAACACCACCUUCAAGCUCCUGUUUUGAUCCCGGUGAGGUUGUAGCUGUAUUUAAGGGUCUGAGGUCGUGAUUCCCCGACAAAAUAAACCUUUUGGACACUAAUAAACAAGCUGAAUGCAUCCUUUCUCAUAAAACACACAUUGAGAGCCAAAUUUUGGAAGAACUUGAAGCAUGCAUUUUAAAUUCAUAGCAACCAUCUACCUUACAUAUCUUAACAUGUUACCAUAAUGAUUUUGCACAGAACCACAAGUGAGACCAUUAUAUGUUAUAAUUUGACCACAGUUCCUGCCAAUUAGCUAAUUUUCUAUGGUUCAAAGUUGUUCCCCAGGUGCAACCCAGCCAUUAUAUUUGGUUUCAACACCAGCUCUAAGAAACAUCUGUUGCCUAUUAAAUAGCUGCAUGUUGCAGGACACUUAAAGAAAUAAUCAAAUUUAAGUCUAUUUAACAGCUCAAGUGACUGGCAGAUUUUGAAAUACGCCCCCAAAUGUUGGUGGAGUACCACAUGCACAGCAAAUAUGCCGCAGUGCUCUGUUGGCACCGACAUGAAACAACUAACUCUAUCAACUCAUCAGGACCAGAUUAGUGUUCCUUUUGCCAGUUUUUGCAGGGAACUGACACAAUGAUAAAUACUGUUUUGUAUUAUUUGGCAAAUUUAUUGAACACGGCAACUGAAGAGGAUAAACACAACCAGAUCCCCCAAAUUUCUUUAUGUCUGCACAGGCGUACUUGUCAGAACUCAAAUAUUUAUAUUUUAUUGCAAGCACUGAAACAGCCCUCGAGGAGGUGAGGACAGGCAAAUUUCCCCCACUGCAGAAGACUGGAACUGUGUACAUAUUUGAAUAUCUUACAAAUAAAAGACAAUCACUGUUACGCAAUAAGUCGAAACAUAUGCCAAACAAGCGUCUGAAAACAGCAGAGUCCUUUUUUUAAAUCGCUGCUUCUAUUUCUGACUUUGAUGCGCGCCACUAUGCAGAUUUGUAUCAGUUGUCACUAAGCAGCACCGCUUGCAUAAUUAAACAUUAAAUGUUUUGCACAAAAGCAGAACAAGUGCUGUUUAUGCUUUGCCUGCAUGCCUGCGUUUUCCAAGGAUGUGAAACAAGCAAUCUCAUAAUCAGCUGGCUGACUAAGCUUUCAUCCAAAACCUCACAUAUAAUUCUCUUCUUUCCAAAAAUGAACACAUUUCCUUUCCAGUGCUAGCUUAACUAAGAGUACAAGAGUGAAUGUGCUUUGAGUUCCCAAGGAUGCAUUAACAUGCAGACUGGAUGAGGCGGUGACCCACUCUACCACCAAAUUACACAUUUAGAAUUUUUCCCAAGAAAGUAAUCGCUCCGUGUUUUAGAUGGAUUAGCACUAGUUGGAAACUUUUUAUUACAGUGACAGUAGCGUACUGUAUUUUCCUCAAGUCGGCUACCAUGGUUUUCACUCCUCUGCUACACUCUGCUUCACACACAGAGUGUAGCAGAGGACAUACUCAUUGAAACAGAGAGCAACUAAACAGCCGCAGACUUACACUGAGCUGAAAUGAAUCAAGUGCACAUAGACAACAUAAAUCUUAGACUUCAUUAUGAAGCAGCUACUAGUGUGUUGUUAGUGUUAGAUAAAGCUUGUUUCCAAGUCCCCACUCUGACAAAUCAGCUACAUUGAUGAAUUUAUUUCUUAGGCUUGCAGCGUAUGAAACUAUCACUGUCUGAAUCUGAGAUUAUGAGGUCACUGGUACACUACAGUCACGAGGUGGAGAUUUUCGUUCAUGAUUGUUUCUGCUCAUAUAUGUCUUUUAGCUUAUAAAAAAUGACAUGUUAAUACACUACAAACUGAUUCUCAUCACAGGGAUCAGUGAAACAAACAGUUCUCCAUUAAAGCAGUUUAUGAAUGUAGAUACUGUUCAACACAUAGCCUUUUCCUUUUCUUAAAAUCACAUUUGAUACCAACUGAAGAAUGUACAUGUAAAGUUCUGCUGAUUGCCUUGUGCCUUUUAAAAAUAAUGCUCCUUUGUGUUAUUUUGUGCUCAAAUAAAGUGCCUACUGUCAAACAGGAA